GGAGCAUUCCCACACGGGAGGCUCCAUUCCCGGCCUCCGGGCCUUUACCCAGACUGGCCCCAAGGUCCCUGAUGCGCCCCCCCCACCCCCAGACCUGGUGGUCUAACACUCAUCCCCUGGGCCUGCUGCCCUGGGGGCUCUCGACUAACCCCUUCUGGGGGGACGCGAGCCCCACUCCUGUGUCCCAGCAUCCCCCGGGGCGGGUGGGACAGCUCCUACAGGAGGGUCUCAGCCUCCCCAAAGCUACCCAUGUGCCCAAAGGCCCUGCCCUGGGGGGGAGGGCAGGAGUCAGGACCAGGACCGGGAGAGACCCGGGAGAGCAGAACUACGUGCCCACUGUGUUUGAGCGGUACUCCCUGGUCCUGCAGCUGGACGGCAAACCCGUGAAUCUCUCCCUCUGGGACACAGCGGGACAGGAAGAUUAUGACCGCCUCCGCCCCCUGUCCUACGCCGAUGCCCAAGUGGUUCUCAUGUGCUACGAUGUCAUGAGCCCCAACAGCUUCGACAACAUCCUCUCCAAGUGGUACCCAGAGGUGACGCACUUUUGCCCAGGGGUACCAAUCAUCUUGGUGGGCUGCAAGACUGACCUGCGAAAGGACAAAGUGCUGCUGAAAAAACUGCGGCAGGACCGCCAGGAACCCGUCACCUACCAGAAGGGCCAAUCGAUGGCGAAGUUGGUCCGAGCAGUGGCUUAUCUCGAGUGCUCCGCCUGGCUCCAGGACAACGUCCCCUCCAUUUUCCACGAGGCAGCAGUGGCUGCCCUCAACAAUCGCAAGCACCACCGAAAGCUAAAGACCACCUGCAAAGGUUGCGUGUUGCUCUGAAGGCCGAGGCUACCUCUCCUCUCCCCCACGUCCAGCACGGAGAGCUGGCCAGAAGUCCCCUUGGCUCCCCCACGAGGAGGGCCGGGCUGCUUGACACCAGGGCCAAUCUCUGCUGGCAAUGAACUAUCUCCCAGACACUAAAAAUAAACCGAUUCCUAUGACCCUAAAAGGUGGCCCAGGAGAGCUGGGAAUGGAGCUUCGCUUGGGCCUGCCACCAAACUGGGCCAGGGAGCCCCUGCCACUGCUCGCUUUGCAGGUGCUUCCUCUGGACAUGAGCAGGCCCCCUUUUGACUGGGCCCCAUCUCAGCCCCUACUGCCCUGGAAGCCGGAAAGGAGAUUCACCCCCCCAGCCUCCAAAGAAAUAAUCAUAAUAAUCAUGGAAACAACACGCCCUUCACAAGCAGUGACCUCUUCCCACUCUAACUCACACGGAGAAGCCUCUGGGGGAGGCUUCUGGGACCCAUUUUACAGACACGUGUCACUGGAAAUAGAGACACUGAAAGACCCCGGGGCAUGCUGGGAAAAUCUGGGCCUGCCAGCUGAGCCCAGUGCCCAGGUCCAGUCCUAGCCUGAGCAGUGCGAGUGAAGGACUUUAUUCCCCCAGAGAUGGACUUUGCAUCCUGACCCCUGUCCUUUCACCUGACCCCCUCUGGUUCCUCUGGGUGCCCUGCCCUAGGAGAGUGGCACUAGGGGGGACGCACUGCCAAGGGGAUGACAGCUGUUCCUGACGACCAUUAUAACUGAAUCCAAUCAAACAUCAGUCUCAUGUCUGGCCCAUGUGGGCACUCACUUGUUCCCUCCCUCCAUAAAAGGCACUGGUUCGAGACCUCAGUCUAGCUGGGAGUGGUGUCUGGCCGGUGAGCUGAUGGGCAGAGGCCGGGGUGGCGGGCUUGGGUAGAAUCUUCCUCUAGGGAUGAAGGAACUCCCCUCCCCAAAUGGUGCUGAGCUGCCUGUCCCCAUCAGUCUCAGCCUUGGUCACCUCUGAGCUACACAAGUUCCCUCUGAGGGAGAGCAAGUCAUUUAACAAUGAGGCAACUGAGGCUCGGUGUAGGUCAGCAUCCCCUCCCCUACUGCAGCAGCUGCUGCCUCUCCCCUCAGUGACUUGAGGCCCUCCAGAGGCUGGCCUGGUCUCAGAGGCUUCAAGAUGCAUCACAGAAGGGGGAUCAUCACCCCUCGGCUCGAUCGAUUGGGCAGCUCCCACACACGAUCAGACAUUCAGAGCUGGGAGGGCCCAGCUGAUCAUUUGGCAGAGGGGGAAACAGAGGCAGAGCCGGGACCCGAGGACUAGCCUGGGACU
Messenger RNA from Sarcophilus harrisii (Tasmanian devil), 2121 nucleotides. It is a transcript of the gene RHOD, whose product is annotated as ras homolog family member D. The record is from RefSeq and is a predicted model, not a curated record. The transcript has 5 exons. Gene Ontology annotation, biological process: cell migration; small GTPase-mediated signal transduction. Bases 72 to 824 code for a protein of 250 amino acids. Lineage: Eukaryota; Metazoa; Chordata; Mammalia; Dasyuromorphia; Dasyuridae. Gene Ontology annotation, molecular function: GTP binding; GTPase activity.